CGCAUAAUCUGUCAGUCGUCAGCAGUCGCCGCAGCGAAGAAACGGGAAUCUGCAAAAUUGGUUGAUUGGCGUUUCAGCUCCGCGGAUAAGUUUUUCCCAAAUCGAUUCUUGCCGUGAAAGAUCUUCAUCGCCGGUGCCUCCGUUCCGCGUUGUGUCUUGUGUCGUGUGGUUUGUUCUGUAAAAUCCCUUUGGAUCGGUGAAAAUGAUGCUGGCUUCCAGUGUUCUGCGAGGAAUCGGGCGUCGUUCGAUCUCGACCUCGAAAGUCCUUUCGGCUCAGCAGCUCACCGUCCGCGAUGCCCUCAACUCGGCCCUGGACGAAGAGAUGGAGCGGGACGAGAAGGUGUUCCUGCUAGGCGAGGAAGUGGCCCAGUACGACGGUGCCUACAAGGUAUCCCGUGGACUUUGGAAGAAGUACGGCGACAAACGAGUAAUCGACACACCAAUCACUGAGAUGGGUUUCGCCGGUAUCGCUGUCGGUGCUGCUAUGUCCGGACUCCGACCGGUGUGCGAGUUCAUGACCUUCAACUUUUCGAUGCAGGCCAUUGAUCACGUUAUAAAUUCGGCUGCUAAAACAUUCUACAUGUCGGCUGGUACUGUAAACGUUCCAAUCGUUUUCCGGGGUCCUAAUGGAGCUGCUGCCGGUGUGGCUGCCCAGCAUUCGCAGUGUUUCGGUGCAUGGUACGCACAUUGCCCGGGUCUGAAAGUUCUUUCGCCCUACGACAGUGAGGAUGCCAAGGGUCUCCUGAAGGCAGCCAUCCGUGAUCCGGAUCCAGUUGUUUUUCUGGAGAACGAAAUGGUCUAUGGUGUCAGCUAUCCGGUUUCGGAUCAGGUUUUGGAUAAGGAAUUCGUUCUACCAAUCGGUAAGGCUAAGAUUCAACGACCAGGCAAGCAUUGUACCGUAGUGGCGCACAGCAAAGCUGUCGAAACUGCGAUGACGGCGGCCAAUGAAACGACCAGAACAGGCACCGUUCCUGAUCGAACAAAAAACGCCACCAUCGUCGGAGAGGUUGGAAAAAAGUGCUUACACGUACGAAAUCUCAUCUUUUCAGAAGUUUAUUGCGUUCCACUUAAUAUUCGUUGUCAAAUUGUGCGGCCGCUACUGGAAACCGAGAGUGCUAGUUUCUUAUUCCGAAGAAAUCAAGUGUGCUACCUGUGCGCGAAUAACGGAGUUUACCGUAUUCCCGGAAUUGCGAUCGAUUUCCGGUUGGUUGGUGAAAAAGUAUCGACUUGUAGUAGCAAACACUCGCGCAAGGAUAUCCCGGUAGAAAUGUUACCCUCGAGAAUCGGCAAUGUUUUGUUGGUGUUUUCGGCGGUGGCCCUGUGUUCCCUGAUGGCCACCAGCGGCGGAGUUCAGGCCCAAGCGGGGGAUGGAGGAAGUCGCGGCUAA
Molecule: messenger RNA, 1387 nt
Organism: Uranotaenia lowii
Lineage: Eukaryota; Metazoa; Arthropoda; Insecta; Diptera; Culicidae
Product: pyruvate dehydrogenase E1 component subunit beta, mitochondrial-like
Exons: 6
Coding region: 203-1387 (394 amino acids)
Biological process (GO): pyruvate decarboxylation to acetyl-CoA
Molecular function (GO): pyruvate dehydrogenase (acetyl-transferring) activity
Source: RefSeq, a predicted model, not a curated record